CUGACAUCACUUUCUCUCUCGUUCCCACGGUAAGACUCAAUUGCUCGGUAAAUCAACUACGUUGAACGUUAACCGCCAGAUGACAUCGCGCGAUGGGCGAACGUUUGGACAUAUCAGCGGCGUGGGGGUUGGCGCAAUUUUCACCUCAAAAGCUACGCUAGCCGAAGCAGGUGUACAUGUCCUACGCCAAGCCGGCAUACACGGGGAUCAUGAGCUCGGCGCCUUUUCCAUUUGUUUGUCUAAAGGGUACGAGGAUAAUGUCGACAGGGGGAACACUAUUACAUAUGUUGGCUCGGGUGGGCAAGAUGAUGAUGGAAAACAAAUAAGCGACCAGUCACCCGAUACUCCAGCUAAUAAAGCCUUGUUCAUUUCCUCCACAACCAAGCGUCCAGUGCGAGUUGUACGCGGAGCGAAUGACGACAACGCUUAUUCUCCAGGCCAUGGUUAUCGUUACGACGGGCUGUAUGUCGUUGAUGAGGCUAAGAUGGUAGACGGAAAGAAAGGCUUUAAGAUGUGCACCUUCACGCUGAAGCGAAUUGAAGAGGAUGGCCAGAGGGCGAUACCAAUAAGGCGCACCCUCACCGCCGGGAAACUGGCAAAAUUGAGGAAGAAAACUCGUACUGGAUAAUCUGCUUGCUAUUGAUACCUUGGCUUUUCAAUCGUUGCAGUAGUGUAACCUCAUAUACCCGUGUACAGUUAUCUGCCUGCAUUUGUAGUUUUAUUGUCUCUACGUUGAACAUCAACCUCCCUAUUGUCUACCCGAAGCAUCCCCUGAUAAGUAGUGCGCGCAUAAAGUGUGGACCAUGCAUAUAUUAUAUUUGCUCUCAAUGAAAUGUGCCAUUGUAUGUGCGGAAAGUCAGGGUAUGCUGUAUCCCGGAACCAGACGUAAUGGAUGAGCUCGGGAGGGACUUAA
This is a messenger RNA of Suillus subaureus, 913 nucleotides long. Its product is annotated as PUA-like domain-containing protein. The coding region runs from base 80 to 628 and encodes 182 amino acids. The record is from RefSeq and is a predicted model, not a curated record. Gene Ontology annotation, biological process: protein ubiquitination; negative regulation of gene expression via chromosomal CpG island methylation. The transcript has 10 exons. Lineage: Eukaryota; Fungi; Basidiomycota; Agaricomycetes; Boletales; Suillaceae. Gene Ontology annotation, molecular function: ubiquitin protein ligase activity.